Kuraishia capsulata CBS 1993 is the source of this 90-nucleotide messenger RNA. RefSeq lists its product as uncharacterized. The record is from RefSeq and is a predicted model, not a curated record. Bases 1 to 90 code for a protein of 29 amino acids. NCBI's taxonomy places the organism in Eukaryota, Fungi, Ascomycota, Pichiomycetes, Pichiales, Pichiaceae. The transcript has a single exon.
AUGACCAGUCCCAGGAAGAGACCAGCUGACAAAGAUGUCGCUGAGGUAUGUCUCCUUUCAUUGUUCGAUUCAACAGCAAGGGAGAUCUGA